AAUCUUUGGCCUUACUGGUCAGUAGUCCCGCUUCCUUUUGCGUCACUUGCUCGUCUGAUCCAUCCUCACAAACUUCUUAUGUCUCUCAGCUCUUCCAUAAAUUUAUUCCACUUUCAUUAGUGAUAUUUAAAAAGAAUCGUCGCUCCAAUCACAAAGAAAAAUGGGUCGUUACAGAAGUCGGAGCCGUGAUAGGGACAGGAGGCGAAGAUCUCGUAGCCGUUCACGCAGUCGAUCACCACGAGAUAGAAGAGGUUGGGGUGGCGGUGGUGGUGGAGGCGGCGGUGGUCGAGAUCGUGUUGGUAGCGGUCGUGGAGGUCGGGGACAGCCAGGUGCAAAUUUAAGGAAACCACGAUGGGAUCUCAGUCGCUUAGAACCGUUCAAGAAAGAUUUUUACAUACCAAACGAUACAGUUCAAAAUCGAGAUAUGCGACUCGUAGAACAGUACCGUAGUGAAAAAGAGAUCACGUUAAGAGGGAAAAAUAUUCCUAAUCCUGUAUUCACAUUUGAAGAAGCAGGUUUCCCUGAUUAUGUACUCAAGGAAGUAAAGAGGUUAGGUUUUAAGGAGCCAACAUCCAUACAGGCUCAAGGAUGGCCUAUUGCUUUAAGCGGUCGAGAUAUGGUUGGAAUAGCUUCUACAGGCUCUGGUAAAACUUUAUCGUAUAUUCUACCAGCCAUCGUACACAUUAAUAGUCAGCCAAAGCUCAGUCGAAAAGAUGGCCCUGUCGCUCUAGUGUUGGCUCCCACUAGAGAAUUGGCUCAACAAAUCCAACAAGUGGCUGACGAUUUUGGACACUCAUCAGGCAUCAGAAAUACUUGUCUAUAUGGUGGCGCACCCAAGGGUGCCCAAGCUAGAGAUCUUGAUGGAGGAGUAGAGAUCGUGAUAGCCACACCAGGACGACUUCUUGAUUUUUUGGAAUCUGCAAGAACGAACUUAAAGAGAUGUACAUACUUAGUCCUGGAUGAAGCCGACAGAAUGUUGGAUAUGGGUUUUGAACCACAGAUCAGAAAGAUCAUUGAACAGAUACGGCCUGAUAGACAGACACUUAUGUGGUCUGCCACAUGGCCUAAAGAAGUUAAGAACUUAGCCGAAGACUUUCUCAAAGAUUAUGCUCAGAUUAACGUUGGCUCGCUGCAACUGGCUGCGAAUCAUAAUAUUUUACAAAUUAUAGAUGUCUGUCAAGAUUAUGAGAAAGAGAACAAAUUGAGUACUCUUCUUAAAGAAAUUAUGUCAGAAAAGGAAAAUAAGACCAUAGUAUUCAUCGAGACGAAGCGCAGAGUGGAUGAAAUCACUAGGAAAAUGAAGAGAGACGGAUGGCCUGCAGUUUGCAUUCAUGGCGAUAAAACACAACAGGAAAGAGAUUGGGUCUUACAAGACUUCAGAUCCGGUAAAUCUCCAAUUCUCGUAGCAACAGACGUAGCAGCUCGUGGGCUUGACGUUGAAGACGUAAAGUUCGUCAUCAACUUUGACUACCCCUCGUGCUCAGAAGAUUACGUUCACCGUAUUGGACGCACUGGUCGUCGGCAGAAGACAGGAACUGCGUACACCUUCUUCACGCCGAACAAUUCAAACAAGGCGAACGACCUGAUACAAGUAUUGAAGGAAGCCAAUCAGGUUAUCAAUCCCAAGCUACUGGAAUUGGCGGACGGUAGAGGAGGCGGCUACGGAAGACACAGAGGAGGAAGAAACAGGUGGCGCACGCGAGGCGGUCGCAGCGGACGGGAACGCAGCUAUUCCAGAAGCAGAAGUCGAAGUCGUAGCAGGGAACGCAAUGGCCGUGGAAGUCGUAGAAGUUACAGUCGCAGCUAUUCCCGCAGUCGCAGCCCCGUUAAUAAUCGCACAGGCAAGUCCUCAGCCAGUCCCAGCGGUGGAGGCUCUGCUCCAACUCCGCCUCCCACAGCCACCCGUUUGAAUCUUCAGCAACAACCACCACCACCACCAUCAUCACCACCACCACCAUCACCACCACCACCAUCACUACCACCGCCAUUACCACUAUCAUUACCUUUACCAGUAUCGCUACCUCCGCCACCUCCUCCGCCGCCACCUUCUUCACAAGCAGCACCUCCUACUUGUGGCAAUCGGCGAAAUUCUCCAGGUCGAGUCAUGGUCCAACAACAGCUACUCUCCACUCCGAAUCAUUCGAUCCGUUCUGGUCCACUUCAGCCACAACAGCCUUUGCAACCAUCCCUUACGCCUUCCUUGGGACCUACGGCGGGGUCCCCGUUAGUCCCUCACAUCCAUCCGAACUUCUCGGGGGCUCCGCCACCACCUCUUCGCACAAAGGUUAUGGGGGUUUUGGCGAUGGGAGAGGGAGGAGCUCCUCCUCCGCCAAGGGUGAACAUGGCGAACGUGGGUGACGGUUAUCACCACUACGGGAGCGGACCUCCGCCUAACAUGAACAUGGUCCCUCCGGCCCCAAUAGGCGGGGGUGGCUAUCAGAACGUGCUGCUGCCGCCCUCGGCAUACUACCAGCCGCCUCCGCCGCCUAUGCACCCCAACAAUGGCUUUCAUCGCUAGCAGCGCCACUCCUGCUCUGCCGCGUGGCCAAAAGAAGUCAUCGGAAAGAGCUACUGGAGCAGUGAAAGAUGAUCAUCUCCUACGGGCUGAUGGCGAAAAUUUGGCAGUACUAGUUCGUAAUUGUCAUAAAAGAGAGAACACUGAGCACCCAACAUUUUUGUCACGCGCUGUUCGCCGAAGCUGCGACUCUUCAUUCACCAUCCACCGCCUCUUGUCUUCAUGUGUCCCUCUUCACCACUUUCAUCAAAUCUUUCCCGAUGUCUCGAGGUACAGGUACGCGUGGGCGUGACCGAAAAAUCAAUUGUCAUUUUUACACGGUACUUUGGACAUCGUUUUAUCGUGAAACACAGACUUCUCGGAGUGUAAGAUCAAUGUCGCGUAACGUUUGUUUCUACUGUCUGUCGAUUGUAAUGGCGUAUAAAUGUCUAGUGUUCAAUUGCUAUUCAUUCCUCUGUAAUUUAGAUACUUAGCAAUGAUUCAAUGACUCAUCGAUGUACAGUAUUUAACGCGAAUAUAAUAACAAAUAAAAUUUGUUAAUCUAAA
Molecule: messenger RNA, 3061 nt
Organism: Cephus cinctus (wheat stem sawfly)
Lineage: Eukaryota; Metazoa; Arthropoda; Insecta; Hymenoptera; Cephidae
Product: probable ATP-dependent RNA helicase DDX17
Exons: 8
Coding region: 161-2518 (785 amino acids)
Cellular component (GO): nucleus; cytoplasm; ribonucleoprotein complex
Molecular function (GO): RNA binding; RNA helicase activity; ATP binding
Source: RefSeq, a predicted model, not a curated record